AUGAGUAUCCCAGCCCCUCCCCCGCAAUCGGACUCCGAAUCCCACUUUCACUUCACAACAGUCCCGGGCAUCUUCCUGCAGGACGACCCAGCGACAGACCCAGACACAUUCGACUAUGUCUCCACAAACUUCGGCCUGAUCUCCCACACCUAUCCCUCCGACGAGACCCUCGAUCCAGCGAGCCCGAAAACUCAAUGGCAGCGUCUAGCACACUAUAUUGAGACUUUGAACGCCUAUUCCCCACCAGAGACAAGUUACAGACUCCUCUUCCUCGGCCGCCACGGUCAGGGUUUGCACAAUGUCGCCGAGGCGCGGUAUGGGACUGUCAUGUGGGAUUGCCGCUACUCCCUCCUCGACGGCGACGAAACAGGAACCUGGUUCGACGCCCACCUGACAGAUCUCGGAAUCGAGCAGGCGCGCACAGCACACAACGCAUGGAAGACACAGAUCGCACAUGGGAUUCCACCGCCGCAGUCGUACUAUGUCUCGCCGCUCAUGCGCUGCUGCGAGACGGCAAGGGUUACCUUUGAGGGCGUGGGGUUGCCCGGGACAGAGCCGUUUCGGCCGGUUGUUAAGGAGCUCCUCCGCGAAACCCUCGGCCUACACACCUGCGACGCGCGCUCCCCGAAAUCCGCCAUAGCGAAGGCCUAUCCGCUCUACAUCUUCGAAGAAGGCUUCAGCGAAGAGGACCCAUUGCAUUCCGCCACGCUCCGCGAAUCCGACUCUGCGCGCGACGCACGGUUCUUCGAAUUCCUGAGCGAUGUCUUUGCAACGGAUAGCAACAGUAUCCUCUCGCUGACGGCGCAUUCGGGCGCUAUCACGAGUAUACUCAACGUGGUUGGGCAUAGGGUGUUUAAGCUUGAGACUGGGGGUGUUAUUCCGGUUCUGGUCAAGGUGGAGAAGAGGGAGGGGAAAGCGCCCGAAAGGGUUGUUGAGCCGUGGUUUGGGAGGCCGUUUUGUCCUGGGGAGUGA
Messenger RNA from Aspergillus calidoustus, 972 nucleotides. Lineage: Eukaryota; Fungi; Ascomycota; Eurotiomycetes; Eurotiales; Aspergillaceae. The record is from the annotation of a GenBank genome assembly.